Micropterus salmoides (largemouth bass) is the source of this 1405-nucleotide messenger RNA. RefSeq names its product pleckstrin homology domain-containing family A member 5-like. Gene Ontology annotation, cellular component: cytosol. NCBI's taxonomy places the organism in Eukaryota, Metazoa, Chordata, Actinopteri, Centrarchiformes, Centrarchidae. Gene Ontology annotation, molecular function: protein binding; phosphatidylinositol-3,5-bisphosphate binding; phosphatidylinositol-4-phosphate binding. The record is from RefSeq and is a predicted model, not a curated record. Bases 612 to 842 code for a protein of 76 amino acids. The transcript is spliced from 3 exons.
UGUAAGGUCACCACUGAAAAUAUAGUUAUGGAUAUUAUAUUGCAUUUCUGUCAAUAGAUCCUCCUAAAUAUUACACUGAACCUUGAAAUAAAGGAUCCAUUGCUAAUGUUAUAUGUAACACCUGUACUUUCCCCGCAAUAACAAGUUAAAUUGUCGACUGUGAAAAAGACACACAGGGCCCAGCAGAUCAAUAUUGCCCUGGGGGGCCUAUAGCAUGUUAAUCCAGCCCUGCCCACAUUGUUGUUCACACUACUGAAAGGUGUCUUUGUUUAGAAAAAUAUGCAUCCACAGCCAUGCAAAAGGCAACAAUAACACUGCCAGUAUAAAACAAUGUUCAUCUAAAACCACAAAAAAGACAAUAAUAACACAGCCACAAUGAGUUUUAAGAGAAUUCAUCCAGCAAUAUCCUUCCAUACUCCCACAUAGAAAAAAAACUAUUUAGAUGUGUCUAUCAGUUAACGUAUUUAACAUGCCAAAUGAAUUGACUGUACCUGCCUGCCCUACCCCCUGAGCUCCUGCCCUCCUCUCAGCCAUCCGCCGUUGCCAAGGUUUCCGUGUACGCGCUGCCAGCGAGAGCGGAGCCGCGCGACUGUCAUACAGUAUUGCCAGACAUGGCGGCGGAUCUACAACCCGAGUGGGUUUCUUGUCUCCCUUCUUCCUGGAGUUAUGGGGUUACUCGGGAUGGACGCGUCUUCUUCAUUAACGAGGAAGCGAAGAGUACAACCUGGCUGCAUCCAGUAAGUGGCGAGGCGGUAAUAACCGGGCACAGAAAAACUCCAGACCUUCCCACUGGAUGGGAAGAAGGAUAUACUUUCGAGGGUGCACGUUGCUUUAUCAAGUGAGUUAACACCCUCCCUCCAAGAGACACACACCCAUCAUAACCCCAGAACCUGCAUACAACAUCUAAACAUGCCAUAUGAAUUCAAAGCACUUCCCCUUUGCAUAUCACCAUGAAUGCGGGAUGCCUUCAUUUUAAACAGGUUUAUUUAUUACCACUUGUAUCUCUUCAAGUGAAUGAAAAGCUCCUUCAAAUGUCGUGCUACUCCUGAAAACAUACUGUGAAUUAGAAGUAAAUAUUGCAUGGCCGUGCAUUUGGAACCUUUACUCCCUAUUUCUCUACUGUUGAAGCCUAUUGCCUAGUUAAUGAUUACACAGGAACACUGUGCAAAUACUAGACAGACAUGGGCAAAGUGUGGUUGCGAGCUGUUUUUAUUUAUUCAGACUUACCCUGCUCAGAGCUGAGCCUACUUGAAGAGUUGAGUAUAAUGUGUUAAAGUUAUUAAAUCGUCAAGAAACUGUUAUCCCCGCUGUUUAGAUGGUCUGGUCACAAUUUAAAAUGACCCUUGUCUUAAAUGGGUGCUGGAAAGUACAUGCCAACAUACUGUAUUAAAAACUUAUUAUUUAA